UGAAAGAGACUUCCUUCUUCUCCAAGAAGAAACCGAAGGAGAAAAGAUCUUGUUGCGAUUCAGCAUCAGAAGGAGUCCCCGCCAGGCAGUCAUGGGAAAGUGGCAGAGCAAACUGGCCCGCAACUCCUCUGCUUCCUCUAAGUACAGGGCUGCUACCUACAAUGAGGCGGAGAGGGCGCCCCCCACUGCGGCCCCAAAGGCCAGCCCGGCCCACCAGGAGGCCGUGGCUUCCGUGGCAUCCCUUGUGCCCAGGCUGUGUGUGUCGGGGGGAAAAGACAAGGCUGUGAUCGUGUGCAGCUGGUGCUCUGGCACUGUGGUUAGGAGGUUCGCGGGUCACGAGCGGGAAGUUACUAAGGUGUGCUGCCUCCCUGAGUCCAGCUGGCUUUUCAGCGCCUCUCGAGACAAGACGGCGCUGAUGUGGGACCUCCACGGUGGUUCUGAGGCAGCCCGGUGCUUCUCGGGGCAUCGUCUGGUAGUGACCGGCUUGGCUGUCAGCUCAGUCUUCCAGAAGCUCUGCACUGGCUCUCGUGACAACACUGUGCGUCUGUGGGACAUGGAGACUGGGCGCUGUCUAUCCAGGGCGUGCGUUUCUAGGAAUCUGGUAACACAUCUAAGCUGGGUUCCCAGAGAGCCGUACGUUGUCCAAACAUCAGAGGAUAAGACAAUUAGAAUCUGGGACAGCCGGGGGUUGCAGAUGGCAUGUGCUUUCCCCGCUAAGAAACACAUCCAGACUUCUUGCGACGUGAGUCUGGAUGGCCGCUACUGUAUCAGUGGCAGUGAUGGCUUUGAUGGCGAGGGGUGUGAGGCCACGGUGAGACUAACGGCGGAAGGGUCUCGCUGCAGAGCAAGGUUGAGGUGCAUGGUGGGCUUAGUUGUGCAGGAACACGUACGUGCUGCGAACGUAUUUGGCCGAUGCAGUUGCCCCGGUGGGGGUGCUGACAGUUCUGGGCUAGAACUGCAUCAUCCAGGAAAGCUCUGGGACCUCCGGCAGACAGGCCACAUGGUGUACGAGUUCAGAGGCCAUUCCCAAACCGUAGCCUCCUGCGUCUUCCUCUCUCAGGGCACCAGCGCCUUCCCGGCAAUAGCCACCGCCUCACACGAUUGCACCGUGAAGGUGUGGAGACAAGACACUGGAGCCUGCGUGGCCGGCCUGUGCCCCGCGGGAGCUGGGCCUUUGGCUUCACUGGCAGCCUGCGAGGACGCUACUCUCCUCUGCGCCAGCUCCAGCCCCGGGAUUCGUUUGCUGCAAUUCCACUCCGCACGAGGUUGGGAACUGCGGGAAGCGGCCUCGUUCUGAGCCAGAGACGCCAGUUCCGCAGAAAGGAAGGGGCCCAGGCGGCGGCGGCGGCGAGGCAGAGAGGGUCCAAGCGGUCGCCAACCCGAGGGGUCAGGCGCCCCACGCGUCUUUUUUGCGGGCCCCGAGUUCUGGCUUUGAGCGGAAGGACGCAGGAGGCAAGUCCGGCGGUGGAAACGGCAGGUCGUCUGCGCCGCGGCACCCGGAUCGUAGAGAGGCGGGACAAGGCACCAGGGUCCCGGAGAGCGCCCUGAGGUUUCUGUUUAUGGCACACUCCCAGUUUUUAAAAUGGAAAAGGAAAAAAAAAGCACCGCCGCUGAGAAAAGCACCAGCUGGGCUUUCGCUCCUCUCUUCCCCCUUGCCGUUAGCUGCACUUUCAGGAAACUCUAACAUGAGCAAAAUCUCUCUGCCGUCGCAGACCGCGAUUUAGGCGCUGGCUGGCUCCGAGGGCAGGGCUGAAGGAGUCCGACCUGGAAGCGACGGAGCCGGGAGCGGGAGCGGGUCCCACCGGCCCCGCGUUCCGUCGCCCGUC
This is a messenger RNA of Python bivittatus (Burmese python), 1826 nucleotides long. The record is from RefSeq and is a predicted model, not a curated record. NCBI's taxonomy places the organism in Eukaryota, Metazoa, Chordata, Lepidosauria, Squamata, Pythonidae.